AUGUCGGUUUGUUUGGCGGUCACGAAGACCAUUGCAGUGUCGAGUUUAGGGAUCUAUUGUGGAACGCUGUGUUCGGCGACGAUCCUGGCGCAGUUCACGCCCAUGGACGUGAUCAAGUCGCAGUUGAUGGGUCCUGCGAAGAUCGUGGCCCGUGUGGCCGCGUCGCUGGCCACUGUGUCGUCGAUUUUCUUCGGGCUCAGUUUUUUUGGCGCUCCCGCGCAUCUGCGCCAUCCGUACCUGUUGUACGGGAUGCUAGUGGCGCCCAUAUCGAGCGUGUACAUGGCGUUAACCAUGACGUUCAAGAGACCUCGUCAGUGUCGCGAACGGUGCACCAAGCGUAAGGCAGCGGAGGCAGCGGAGGCAGCGGAGGCGGCCAGUAACGCGACGACGACCGCGACCACGACCACGACCCCCACGGACGUCUCCUUGGAUGAAUCAGUGGUCGAUCUCGGCCAACUUCCAGUCGAGGACGAAACGCUGGAGACCACCACGACCACCACGACCACCCGGACUCCCGACCACGCUCCUGAGACACUACCAUUCUCCCCGGUCACGUGUCACUCUUCCAAAUGUCUACGUCCCAUCCCCGUUCUCUUCGCCAUUUCCGUGGCCGGCUUUGCUGAAUCGGUGUUGGGUCUCUAUGGCGAAGGGCUAUUUGUCUAA
Molecule: messenger RNA, 663 nt
Organism: Lachancea meyersii CBS 8951
Lineage: Eukaryota; Fungi; Ascomycota; Saccharomycetes; Saccharomycetales; Saccharomycetaceae
Source: the annotation of a GenBank genome assembly